Blepharisma stoltei is the source of this 444-nucleotide messenger RNA. The record is from the annotation of a GenBank genome assembly. NCBI's taxonomy places the organism in Eukaryota, Ciliophora, Heterotrichea, Heterotrichida, Blepharismidae.
AUGUAUAAUUGAAGAUAUAACAAGAGCGAUUUCAACAGAGGACAAAAAAAUGAAUUGAUCCUUCAAGAUUUAAAAAGGAAUUGAUCUCCUCUUAUGAAGAUUGCAAAUAGCCCUGAUUCAGAGCAAGAUUUUAGGAGAACUUGCUCGUUUUAUAAUGCUAGAAGCUCUGAUUCUGAUCUAUCAUCAAGCCAGGAGUAUAAGGAGUAUAUUAGCAAUUAUCAUCAUGCCACAUCUCUUUAUCUUAUUUUUCAAGAUGAUUUUGGGGAAGGUCAUUUAGUUAUUUAUGACACUGUAAAUGAAAGAGAAGAAGAAAAAAAAGCUGAUUACUCCAGAAAUGUGAGAUGAUGCAACAUGCAUAGCUCCACUCCCAGAUGGUGAGUUGUUCUGCUUUGGUUUUGGUCAGCCUUUUUCUUUUCGGUAUAUUUAUGAGGAAUCAUGCAAUAG